GGUUUCCUAACCCCGACGGAAAGGACCUUAGGACAAUAUAUACUAACCUAACCUCAAUUUCAAUUCAUAAAAGAUCUACUACAGUAGUAUUUUGUGGAUCUAUUUAUCCGAACGCAUCAUCAAAACUUCCCUCUCCCUCCAUCUUCUGUGUGGACUGAGCCUCACCGGAGCUAUAUAAACACCGAUUGAAAAUGGAAACAGUCGGUGUAGAGGAGACCCGCCGCGAAUCGGAUAGAGAGGAGAGCUGUUCUGCUAAGCUGGCGAAGCAAGGCGAAGGCCUGAGGCAAUACUACAUGCAGCACAUCCACGAUAUCCAGCUUCAAGUCCGCCAAAAGUCUCACAAUCUCAACCGUCUCGAAGCUCAACGCAACGGGCUCAAUUCCAAAGUGAGAAGUCUGAAGGAAGAAUUGCAGUUGCUUCAGGAACCCGGGUCUUAUGUUGGUGAAGUUGUAAAAGUGAUGGGGAAAUCAAAAGUUUUAGUGAAAGUCCAUCCUGAAGGGAAAUAUGUUGUUGAUAUUGAUAAAAGCAUUGACAUAACAAAAAUCACUCCAACUACCAGAGUUGCUCUUCGCAACGAUAGCUAUGUUCUUCAUUUAGUUCUACCAAGUAAAGUGGAUCCUUUAGUCAACCUUAUGAAAGUUGAAAAAGUUCCAGACUCUACUUAUGAUAUGAUUGGUGGCCUCGAUCAGCAAAUCAAAGAGAUCAAGGAAGUUAUUGAGCUUCCUAUUAAACACCCUGAGUUGUUUGAAAGUCUUGGGAUCGCUCAGCCAAAGGGAGUCUUGCUAUAUGGUCCCCCAGGAACAGGGAAAACGUUGCUGGCUAGGGCAGUUGCUCAUCACACUGAUUGUACCUUCAUUAGAGUUUCUGGCUCCGAACUAGUGCAGAAGUAUAUUGGUGAAGGUUCUCGUAUGGUGAGAGAACUUUUUGUUAUGGCCAGAGAGCAUGCUCCAUCUAUUAUAUUCAUGGAUGAAAUAGAUAGCAUUGGAUCUGCAAGAAUGGAAUCGGGAAGUGGAAAUGGUGAUAGUGAGGUGCAGCGCACAAUGUUGGAGCUUCUUAACCAGCUUGAUGGAUUUGAAGCAUCAAACAAGAUUAAGGUGUUGAUGGCCACAAACCGUAUAGAUAUUCUUGAUCAAGCGCUUCUCCGGCCAGGUAGAAUUGACCGGAAGAUCGAAUUUCCAAAUCCUAAUGAAGAGUCUCGCUGGGAUAUCCUGAAGAUUCAUUCAAGGAGAAUGAACUUGAUGCGUGGCAUAGACUUAAAAAAGAUUGCAGAAAAGAUGAAUGGUGCUUCAGGGGCUGAACUUAAGGCUGUUUGUACAGAAGCUGGGAUGUUUGCCUUGAGAGAAAGGAGGGUACAUGUGACACAAGAAGAUUUUGAGAUGGCGGUUGCGAAGGUGAUGAAGAAAGAUACAGAGAAAAACAUGUCUUUGCGCAAGCUAUGGAAGUGAUUCUAAGCCCUGAAAACCCGUCAUCUUGUGCUGACAUAGUAAUACCCCGGGUGAUUUAUAGCAUUUGCGUAUUCCUUUUCGAACCUCAACAACAUGCAUUUAGAUCUAUGCAUUUAGAUCUUUACAUUCUCUCUAGCUGAAUCUUCUUUUUUAAAUGUAAAAUUUGUGAUUCGUGAUUUCCUCAAGUAAUAGGUGUCAUACUUUUUAAAUCUUGUGUUUUCACUAAUCCAUAGCAAUUAUGCAUCCUCCGACAACAUCUUUUGCAAUGUGAAUUAUUUCAUCGUUAUAUAAUCGUAGGCUGUUUUUUUUCCUGGCUGCACACAUCUAGGGAAAGAAGACGCGAACUAAUAUGGAUGAUGGAGGCAAAAUUAAUAAGGAAAUACGACUUAGGGAGUUAGGGUAAGGGUUUAGGUUAGAACUAGAACCAU
Messenger RNA from Cuscuta europaea, 1873 nucleotides. The record is from the annotation of a GenBank genome assembly. Lineage: Eukaryota; Viridiplantae; Streptophyta; Magnoliopsida; Solanales; Convolvulaceae.